This is a messenger RNA of Cuscuta campestris, 3371 nucleotides long. The record is from the annotation of a GenBank genome assembly. NCBI's taxonomy places the organism in Eukaryota, Viridiplantae, Streptophyta, Magnoliopsida, Solanales, Convolvulaceae.
UUCUAGGUGGGAUAACCACCACGAUCUUCUCCCCUGUCAAUUAGUCCCCAAUUCUUUCAGAUUUAUUAUCGAGCAGCCGGGGUCACUCCCUCUCUUGAACAAUUUAUCUUCCUUUUCAAGCUGUCCAAGGGAAACGGAGACUGGGCCUCCUGCCUCUCUUUCUCAGCUAUCUAGUAAACUCUUCACGAGCCACAAGAAGGGGUCAAACCACUACUGGAAACCCAUUUUUGUUUUUGUUUCUACCGGAUCAGAACCCCCCUUCACGGGGUCUGGUCACCCUUCUUUUUGUAGGAUUCCGGUGCCAAUCCCAACUACAAAGUUAAGGAGUAAACCCAUGUGGCUCGACCAGAUGGACAAGUUGGUCCCCCCCUGUGGCUGCCGACGAACAUUGGGGCCGACUGGCUAGUCAAAUAGAGCACACUUCCAUGAAAGAAUAUUUGACUUAUAAGCAAGCACCAACACAAGAAAAUACCCCAAAAUUUUAUCUUUAAAAUUCUGUUUUAGUUGGUGUACAAAGUGUAAGCCGUAGCCGGUAAGCCUACCAUUGCCCAUUGCCCAUUUUUUUCACCACUAUCGGUGCUCUUCGAAGAGACAAUUACUCCUUAAAUUCUUAAAAUCCCAUUGGCUGACAUACUGAGUUGGGUUUACCGUCUCUCGCUGGCCUGCGGGGCUGGAGCAGUCGAACUCGAGCAGAUGCUCGACAUUAAUAAUUUACCGGGAUGUUGGCAGCCUGCAAAGAUAGGUUUAUUUCAAAGAAGCCACUCCUUCGGGUCUAUCACCAAACCUAUUUAACAAGUAGAAAUUGCAUUCCGAUCUCAUUGAGUGGUGUUGAAUUAAACAGUGAAGAGAUUGUGUCCAAACUCCAUUUUUGCACUGAGUUCCAUUCGGUGAAAUGCCUGCAUGCCCUUCUCAUCACAUUUGGAAAGGCUCAAAGUGUUCAUACUGGCACUAGAAUUCUAAAUGCUUAUGCCCGCGUGGGUAAUGUUUCGUUUGCUCGUAGUAGUUUCGAUCAGAUUGAGAAGAAAAAUACCUACACUUGGAAUUCAUUGAUAUCAGCUUAUAUUCGUAACUGCAGAUUAUGUGAAGCGCUUCGUUGUGUAUAUCAAAUGUUGUCAUCUCAUGAUGCUCGUCCUGACUUUUAUACUUUUCCUCCUAUUUUAAAAACUUGCCGUAACGUAAGUGAUGGAACAAAGAUUCACUGUUUGGUUUCAAAACUAGGUCUAGAAUGUGAUGUAUUUAUAGCUGCAUCUUUGGUGCAUAUGUACUGUCGUUUUGAUGUUUUUGACUGUGCUAUCAUGAUAUUUAAUGAUAUGCCGUUCAGAGAUAUGGGCUGUUGGAAUGCUGCAAUUUCUGGGUUCUGUCAAAAAGGAAAUGCUGUAGGUGCAUUGAGUAUCUUACAAAAGAUGAGAUCGGUUGGAGUUAAGAUGGAUGGAAUAACUCUAGCAACUGUUCUUCCCAUUUGCGUUCAACAGAAUGAUAUUCGGUGUGGAAUGCUAAUUCAUGCAUAUGCCCUAAAACAUGGGUUAGAUUGGGAAAUAUAUGUGUCAAAUGCGCUGAUAAACAUGUAUGCCAAAUUCGGCGAGUUGGGGCAUGCCGAGAAGAUCUUUAAUCAAAUGGCGGCAAAAGAUUUAAUUACUUGGAACUCAAUGGUUGCUGCAUAUGAACAAAAUGAUCACCCAAAUAAAGCAAUUGAAUGCUUUUCAGUGAUGCAGCUAAACGGAUUUCAGCCUGAUUUAUUAUCAUUAGUGAGCUUAACUUCUAGUAUCGCUCAAACGAAAAUUUUUCGAUAUAGCACAUCCAUUCAUGGCUUCAUCCUAAGAAGAUGCUGGAUACCAGAAGAUGUGGUGCUCGGGAACACAGUAGUGGACAUGUAUGCUAAAAUGGGUUAUGUUGAUUAUGCACUUGAGGUUUUCAAUAAGAUCCCUUGCAAGGACGUGAUUUCGUGGAACACUAUCAUUGCAGGUUAUGCACAAAAUGGCCUUGCAAGUGAAGCUAUUGAAGCCUAUUGUAUGAUGAGAGAGUGUGAGGGAAUACCACCCAAUCAAGGAACAUGGGUGAGCAUUUUGCCAGCUUAUGCCCAUUUAGGAUCGUUGCGAGAAGGGAUGAAGAGCCACGGACAGGUAUUCAAGGUAUGUCUCCACUUAGAUGUCUUUGUGGGUACUUGCCUGAUUGACCUCUAUGGAAAAUGUGGGCGACUAAACUAUGCUAUGUCUUUAUUUUAUGAAAUUCCCCGGGAGAGUUCAGUCCCUUGGAAUUCCAUGAUAUCCUGUCAGGGAGUUCAUGGGCACGGUCUAGCAUCUAUUCAACUAUUUAGAAAUAUGCUGGAUGAUGGGGUUAAACCAGAUAGUGUUACAUUCUUAUCACUUUUGGCAUCCUGUAGCCAUUCAGGUCUGGUUGAUGAGGGAAAACAGUACUUCGAUUUGAUGCAGCAAAAAUUUAGGAUAAAGCCCAGUAUAAGGCACUAUGGAUGUAUGGUGGAUUUAUUUGCAAGGGCCGGGCAACUGGAAACAGCAUAUAAUUUCAUUACAAAAAUGCCCUUGCAGCCAGAUGCUUCAGUUUGGGGUGCUCUUCUCAGCGCUUGUAGAGUUUAUGGUAAUGUUGAGUUGGGAAAAUUGGCUUCUGAUAACUUGUUUUCGGUCAACUCAGAAGAUGUUGGAUACUAUAUUUUGUUGUCAAAUAUUUAUGCAAAUUCCGGAAAAUGGGAGAGGGUGGAUGAAGUGAGAUCAUUAGCAAGAGAUAGGGGAUUAAGGAAGACCCCAGGAUGGAGCUCAGUUGAAAUAAGUAACAAGAUUGAGGUUUUCUAUACUGGUAACCAGUAUCAUCCGCAAUACAAAAAGAUAUAUGACGAGCUGGAAAUGUUAACUGCUAAAAUGAAGAGCCUUGGUUAUACCCCAGACUUCAGUUUUGUGUUGCAAGAUGUGGAGGAUGAUGAGAAGGAGCACAUUCUUGCAAAUCACAGUGAAAGGUUGGCAAUUGUAUAUGGACUUCUCAAUACCCCUCCCAAAAGUUCAGUAUGUAUUUUCAAGAAUUUACGUGUUUGUGGCGACUGCCACAAUGUUACUAAAUUCAUGUCAAUCAUAACCGAGAGAGAAAUUGUAGUGAGGGACUCAAAUCGCUUUCACCAUUUCAAGGACGGGAUUUGUUCUUGUGGGGACCAUUGGUGACACGUGUCAUAAUUUUGUGAUUACAAAUUUAGAAUGUACACAAAAAGAUUUAUAUCUUCACUCUAUACCGCUGCGUAAAAAGAGCCAAAGAGGUUGCAUUUUCUCCGAGAAGUCAAACUCAGGUACUUUUCUCACUUUUUUUUCACUCCUUUAAUAUAUUCUUUCUUUGAUUCAGAUGCUUACUGCUAAUAUAUUAAAGGCAAAUUC